This is a messenger RNA of Punica granatum (pomegranate), 4766 nucleotides long. NCBI's taxonomy places the organism in Eukaryota, Viridiplantae, Streptophyta, Magnoliopsida, Myrtales, Lythraceae. The record is from RefSeq and is a predicted model, not a curated record.
GUCGAACUCCACGUUUCUCUCUCUCUCUCUCUCUCUCUCUCUCUCUCUCUCUCUCUCAGUGUCUGUGCAGUUUCAGUGAGCUCAUCGGAGCUCAGAUAACUGGACGAGCAGCGGGGAACUGUAUCCGAUGGAGGAGGCAUUGGAGCUGGCGCGCUCCAAGGGCGCCAACGACAGGAUGGCCGGCGUGGAGCGCCUCCUCGAGCUCCUGGAGGCCUCGCGGAGGAGCCUCUCUGCCUCCGAGACGACGUCGCUCGUCGACUGCUGCCUGGACCUCCUCAGAGACGUCAACUUCAGGGUCUCCCAGGGCGCACUCCAGGCCCUGGCCUCCGCCGCCGUUCUCUCCGCCGAGCACCUUCAGCUCCACCUCAGCGCCCUCGUCCCGGCCGUCGUGGAGCGCCUCGGCGACUCCAAGCAGCCCGUCAGGGACGCCUCUAGGAGGCUCCUCCUCACUCUCAUGGAGGUUUCUUCGCCGACGAUUAUUGUGGAAAGAGCAGGUUCUUAUGCUUGGGUCCAUAAGGGCUCGAAGGUUCGAGAAGAGUUUGCUCGGACUGUUACUUCAGCUAUUGGCCUCUUUGCUUCUACAGAACUUCCUCUUCAACGUGCUAUUCUUCCUCCAAUAUUGCAAAUGCUGAAAGACUCAAAUCACGGUGUUAGAGAAGCAGCUAUACUGUGUAUUGAGGAGAUGUACAAGCAGGCCGGGAGUCAAUUUAAUGAUGAACUUCGGAGAUACCAUCUUCCUGGAUCUAUGGUGAAAGAGAUAAAUGCAAGGCUAGAGAGGAUUGAACCACAAGUUCAUUCACCAGGAGUUAAGGGUAGUUUUCCUGAUGUAGAUAUGAAGCUCAUUACCCUUAGCCCUAAAAGAAGUAGUCCAAGGGCGAGGAGCUUUAGAAAGGAGAGAUCUCUCUUUGGAUCUGGAGGUGAUAUAACCGAAAAACAAAUAGAACCGAUUAGUGUGUACUCUGAAAAGGAGCUAAUAUGGGAAAUUGAGAAGAUUAUUUCCAACCUAGUCCCAGAGAAAGAUUGGUCCGUACGAAUUGCAGCCAUGCAGAGAGUUGAAGGCCUUGUUUUGGGAGGUGCUACUGAUUAUACGUGUUUCAGGGGACUCUUAAAACAACUUACUGGCCCUCUAAGCACACAACUAUCUGACCGAAGGUCUAGCAUAGUGAAGCAGGCCUGCCAUCUAUUAUGCUUUUUAUCCAAGGAGCUCUUGGGAGACUUUGAAAGUUUUGCUGAGAUGUUCAUUCCAGUUCUUCUUAAGCUAGUUGUGGUCACUGUACUUGUGAUUGCAGAGUCCGCCGAUAAUUGCAUUAAAACGAUAUUGCACAACUGCAAUGUUGCCCGUGUCCUUCCUCAUAUAGUUGAUCGUGCAAAAACUGAUCGCAGUGCUGUACUUCGGGCAAGGUGCUGUGAAUAUGCCCUGUUGAUAUUGGAACAAUGGCAUGAUUCACCAGAAAUACAGAGAUAUGGAGAUCAGUAUGAAGAUCUUAUAAGAUGUUGUGUUGCAGAUGCAAUGAGUGAGGUUCGGUCAACAGCAAGAAUGUGCUACAGGCUGUUUUCAAAAACUUGGCCGGAGCGCUCUCAGCGCCUCUUUUCAUCCUUUGAUUCGAAUAUCCAGAGGAUAAUAAAUGAAGAGGACAGAGGCUUCCAUAGACAAUACUCUUCUUCUUCUUCAAUUUGUGAUAGAACUUCACAAAUGUCAUUUAUCCAUGCAUCACCUCAGACAAGUUCACCUGGAUAUGGUACUUCUGCUAAGGUUGCAAUCGAUAGAAGUACCAGUUUGCCCUAUGGAACAUCUCUUUCUUCCGGACUGCAUCCGUCCCAAGCAAAAUCACUUGGUAAAGGGGCUGAAGGUACCCUUGAAAGGGUGUUGCAUGCUAGCAAACAGAAGGUUACUGCCAUAGAAAAAAUGCUUAGAGGAUUGAAAGUAUCUGAUAAACAAAACUGUUUGGCUCUUCGAUCAUCGAGCUUGGAUCUAGGAGUUGAUCUUCCAUCUUCUCGUGAUCCACCAUUCCCACCUGCUGUUCCAGCUUCUAUUGAUCACCCUACCUCUCUGGACGUUGAUUCAACUAUCAAUAGAAGAGGUCAUCAUAAUGGUGGCUUGAGCAUGUCCGAUAUCAUCUCUCAAAUUCAAAUCUCCAAAGAAUCUGCCCAACUAUCGAAUUACCAUAAUGCAGCAAGUCCAACUAAGUCAGUCUCCUCAUCAUUUUCAGCAUUCUCAACCAAGAGGGGCUCUGGAAGACUGCUUGGAAGAGGCUCCACCUCUGUCAAGGGGAACAAUGGAGUCAGGGAAGCUCAACGAUUCAUGAGCCUCAGUGAUCAACAAUAUCUGGACAAAUUUAGGCAAGAAGGAAAUUUUAGUUAUCUGCAGAGCAACUAUGUUCCAAACUCCCAGGGCCCACUUUUAGGAAAGCCUGUAGCUGGACAUUUGUCUACAAGCAGGAGGAGUUAUCAUGGCCGUUCAUUAUCAUCGGGGGAGGUGUUGAGUCGUGUCGACUGUCCAGUGUCUGUCAGUGAUAAACUGAGUGAGGGACUCAACCCAAGUUCUGACUGGUCUGCCAGGGUUUCUGCUUUUAAUUAUCUACAGUCUUUGCUGCAGCAAGGAUCAAAAGGCGUUCAAGAGGUUGUUCAAUACUUUGACAAGGUGAUGAAGCUACUUUUCCAGCAUUUGGAUGAUCCACACCAUAAAGUUGCUCAGGCAGCUCUUUCUACUUUAGCAGAAAUUAUUACAUCAUGCAAGAAGCCUUAUGAGAGUUACAUGGACCGAAUGCUUCCACAUGUUUUCUGCCGCCUAAUUGACCCAAAGGAGUUAGUUAGGCAAACUUGCUCCAGAACACUUCGGAUUCUGAGCGAAACAUACACCAUAGACUCUCUUCUACCUGCUUUGCUCCGCUCGCUAGAUGAACAGCGGUCACCCAAGGCUAAAUUAGCCGUUAUUGAGUUUGCUAUUGCUUCUUUCAACAAGUAUGAGGCAAUCUUUGAAGGCUCUCAUAAUAGCGGGAUACUGAAAAUGUGGUUGGCCAAAUUGGCCCCACUGGCCAAUGAUAAAAAUACCAAACUGAAGGAAGCAGCUAUUUCUUGCAUCAUCUCUGUGUACUCGCACUAUGAUUCGAUUACGGUCUUAAACUUCAUUAUUAGUCUGUCAAUUGAAGAGCAAAGUUUCUUGAGACGAGCCCUCAAGCAGCACACUCCUCGUAUUGAAGUGGACCUGAUAAAUUAUUUGCAGAGCAAGAAAGAAAGGCAACGUCUUAGGGCCAGUUAUGAUUCAUCUGAUGCGGAUAUGUCCUCUGAAGGAGGCUAUAUUGAUCCGCCAGCAAAGAGACAACCUUAUGGAUGGUAUUCUGCCUGCUCAGCUGAAAGUGACAGUGGAAAGAAGUGGGGUUCUGGUCGAGUUUCAUCAAUUUCUACUGGAGGAGUUGGUGCAGCUUCUGAUGCAACUCAACAUAACUUGAACCAGGAUGCUAUAAAGCCCGGGAGCCGAGAUGUAAUAAGUACCGCCAGUCAGAACUUGACUUUACAGAGUGGAUGGACAGAAGAUAUGGACGAUAUGAAGUUUGAAGCCUUGUCUUUGUUGAGUUUGGAAAAUAAUGGUGUUAUUGGUACUGUCCUUGGGGCCUCUGGAAGAUUUGGUGAUGAUGAAGCUUUAGUUGAUGCUAAUCUCAGUCCUGAGCAAACUGUUGAUUCGAAAAAGAAUGUGUCAUCUGAUGGUGGACCUGAAGUUCCUCAAAUCCUUCAACUGAUAGUUGAUGGGGAUGAUGAGCCUGCCUCUUUAAUAAAGCGAACUGGACUUCAGCAAUUAAUUGAAAUAUCUGAGGUCAAUGACGUCUCUAUUUGGUUGAAGCACUUCAAUCAAGUAUUGACUACUGUGCUUGGGGUGUUGGAUGAUGCUGACCCCUCCAUUCGUGAGCUAGCACUCUCGCUGAUACUUGAAAUGAUUAAGAACCUGAAAGAAAUUAUGGAAGAGUCUGUUGAGAUAGUAAUACAGAAGCUGCUUCAAGUCACUAAGGAUAAUGUUGCCACGGUUGCAGAUGAAGCCGAACAGUGCUUGAACAAUGUGGUCUCACAGUAUGAGCCAUUGAGAUGUUUACGUGCUGUUGUUGCAUUAUUGGUCACUGAAGACAAGACAACUCUCGUUGCUUGUAUAAAUUGUUUGACCAAGCUCGUGCGACGGCUUUCGCAAGGGGAACUGAUGGCUGAGUUACCUUCAUUCUUGCCUGCUAUAUUUGAAGCAUUUGGAAACCCGAGUGCAGAUGUUCGCAAGAAUGUCGUCUUCUGUCUGGUGGAGAUUUACAUCAUGCUCGGGAAGGCAUUCCUCCCGCACUUGGAAGGCCUUAACAGCACGCAACUUCGAUUGGUGACUAUUUACGCAAAUCGAAUCUCACAGGCCCGUACAGGUACCGCCACAGAUGAUAUCCGCCCACUAUCGGAUUCUCUUUGUGGAUGAAAAGAUAAGCACAGGUUCUGGUCCCUGGGGUGAUGCACUGUCGCAUUUAUUGUCUGUUCUUGUGAAUGUAACUCCCUCUUUCACCUUAUUCCUAGCCUUCUGCUAUAUCAUCUGGUGUAUAUAUCUGAUAUGCCUGUUUCUGGUCAGCUCGUUUUGUUAGACGAGAGAGUGAUAAUAUGUAUUGCACGAGGAAGAAAUGUGAUUCGUGUGAAGAAAUCCUCGAUUUUUUGUCUACUCCAGCAUGUAUAAUCUCUUCGUGAUUUUCUCCAUGAAAAGUGAGUGAUUCCAUGAUGAUUCAUUAUUUGAAGAGCUUUUGUUUGUGUCA